Closterium sp. Naga37s-1 is the source of this 4656-nucleotide messenger RNA. NCBI's taxonomy places the organism in Eukaryota, Viridiplantae, Streptophyta, Zygnematophyceae, Desmidiales, Closteriaceae. The record is from the annotation of a GenBank genome assembly.
AUGCAGGCUCCAGGAGCAGCAGGGGGCUCCCAUGCAGCGCCAGGGGGGUCUUUCCAACCGUCGACAGGCGCUGUCGCCGCACCCGCGGGCCCAGUAAUCGUGGGCCCGCCCGGAACCAUUCCCCCAGGCGCGGGGGUUCCGGGCGCAGGCGGAGCACCCGGCGCAGGGGGGGGAGUAGCGGGGGGGGUGGCGGGCGCGUCUCCCGUAAUGCAGCCUAUGCCUGGGGGAAUGCAGCACAUGCAGCCGUAUAUGAUUCCCCCUAUGGGGCCGGAUAUGCAUGGCAUGUACUACCCCGGGAAUGGAUACAUCCCCCACUACUACUACGAUUACUCCAUGCCAGGCUACGCGGAUCCUCCGCGCAUGCCCCCCGAGCAGUGGGAGGAGUACAUGCGCAUGGCCGCGCGGAUGGAUGGGGGAGCGGGCAUGAUGGACGGUCAGCAACCGCCGGUCCUCCUAUGUUUCAGCCGCCUCUACUCCGUCCGCCCUCGCCUGGCGGUAAGUCGUAGGUCAGGGACGGGCAAGCAUCCGUCCAUGAUGGGCGCUCACAUGUUCGGUGCCCCUCCCCCCGGGUACCCCUUUCCAGGAGGACCCAUGUUCCAGCUGCCCCUGCUCCGCCCUCCUUCGCCUGGAGACCCAGCGCAGCCUGGCGAUUCCGCCCAGUCAGGUGCAGCAUCCGCGCACAUCCGCCCAGACCCAGCCCAGCCUGGCGAUUCCUCCCAGCCAGGCGCAGCAUCCGCGCACAUCCGCCCAGGUCACAUGCCCCCAGUGAUCGGCGCCCCUCCCCACAUGCCCCACAUGCCCAUGCACGCCUACCCCCGCCCCUCCCCCAUGUCCUCCGCCUCCCCGCCCAUAAACCCGCUCCCCAUGGGCCGUGGGGGGUACAAUCUCCUCCCCCGCGGAGGGCAGCAGCCUAUGGGCGGGCGCGGGGGAGGCGGGCGCGGGGUGGACGGUGGCGGAGGAGGGGGAAGGGGAGGCGGGCGCGGAUGGGGGGGGAACAGGCGGGGGCAAGGCCCUGGGGGUGGGGGCCAGGCAGGCGGAGGGGGAAGCGGGGGAGGGGGAAGCGGAAGUGGCGUGGGCGCAAGUGCAGCUGCAGGCGGAGGAGGAGCAGGAGCGGGAGCAGGGGCAGGGGGAGCAGCGGGGGGAGGCGGGGGGAACACGGGGGGGGCGGGUUCCCCUGCUAACAGAGGAGCUGGUCUUUUAGGCAGCAUGGGGGGACAGGGGCAGCAACAGCAGCAGCUAGGCCAACAGGGGCAGCAGGGGCAACAAAGCGGUGUGUAUGACGGGUCUAGCGAGCAGAACAGAGGUCCUAGAACGGGCAGAAGUAGGGGGCAGGGCCUUCCCACCCCCUCUGCACCUGGCGCUCCCAGUGCGUCUAUGCCUAUAGGGGCAGCUGCUGGCGCCAUAGGGGAGCCUAUCGGCGCUGCUGCUGCUGCUGCAGCUGCAGCAGGGGCGGGAGCAGGGGCAGCUGGGGGAGCGGGGGGAGCGAUGGGGGCAGCAGUGGCAGCAGGGGGGGCACGGGGCGGAAUAACCCUGCGUCCAGACGAGUACAAUCGGGCAGACUUCAAGACGUCGUACGAGGCGGCGAGAUUCUUUGUGAUAAAGAGCUACAGCGAGGACGAUGUGCACAAGAGCAUCAAGUACGGCGUGUGGGCGUCCACCCCCACGGGCAACAAGCGCCUCGAUGCAGCCUUCAAGGACGCCGCAGGGAAGAGCAGCGCCACCCCCUGCCCCGUCUUCCUCUUCUUCUCUCAAGGACGAGACGAUGUGCACAAGAGCAUCAAGUACGGCAUGUGGGCGUCCACCCCCACGGGCAACAAGCGCCUCGAUGCCGCCUUCAAGGACGCCGCAGGAAAGAGCAGCGCCACCCCCUGCCCCGUCUUCCUCUUCUUCUCCGUAAGUUCGGUGUUUGUGCAUGUUCCUCCUUGGACCAGCUACAGCGAGGACGAUGUGCACAAGAGCAUCAAGUACGGCGUGUGGGCGUCCACCCCCACGGGCAACAAGCGCCUCGAUGCCGCCUUCAAGGACGCCGCAGGGAAGAGCAGCGCCACCCCCUGCCCCGCCUUCCUCUUCUUCUCCGGAAGUGCCUUGCCUUCUACCCAGGUGAACGCGAGCGGGCAGUUCUGUGAACGCGAGUGGGCAGUUCUGUGGGGUGGCGGAGAUGCUGACCCCAGUGGACUUCACUCGCACACUUUAUCUUUCCUUCCCUUUCCUGCCCCCCCCUCUUUCCUCCUUUCUCCCCUGUCUCGAUCCCUCCUCUCACCCUCCCUGUUUCAGGUGAACGCGAGUGGGCAGUUCUGUGGGGUGGCGGAGAUGCUGACCCCGGUGGAUUUCACUCGCAGUGUGGACUACUGGCAGCAGGACAAGUGGAACGGGCACUUCCAGGUCAAGUGGCACGUGAUCAAGGACGUGCCCAACUCGCAGUUCCGGCAUAUCAUCAUCGCUUCCAAUGAUGGCAAGCCUGUUACCAACAGCCGAGACACGCAGGAGGUGAGAAGGGAUCCUUCCCCCCCUCUCUCCUUCAACGCCCCUUAUCCCUCAGAUCCUUCCCCCCCUCUCUCCUUCAACGCCCAUUAUCCCUCAGAUCCUUCCCCCCCUCUCUCCUUCAACGCCCAUUAUCCCUCAGAUCCUUCCCCCCCUCUCUCCUUCAACGCCCAUUAUCCCUCAGAUCCUUCCCCCCCUCUCUCCUUCAACGCCCCUUAUCCCUCAGAUCCUUCCCCCCCUCUCUCCCUCAAACCCCCCAACCCCUCUCUUCCCUCGUUCCCUCCUUCGUUCCCCCCCAGGUGCCGCUGCAGCAAGGGCAGGAGAUGCUGCGGCUGUCCAAGGGCUACUUGUCGCUUAUGCCAUGCACUGCCCAUUCCCUAUUCGAUCCCCCCAUCCACCCUUUCCCCCCUCCUCCCCCCUCCAGGUGCCGCUGCAGCAGGGGCAGGAGAUGCUGCGGUUGUUCAAGGGCUACUCGUCCCAGUGAUACACCUUUACUUCUUUUCACUUCUCGAUUCACUCCCCUUUCCUCCCUCUCCUCUUCCCCCUCCAGGUGCCGCUGCAGCAGGGGCAGGAGAUGCUGCGGCUGUUCAAGGGCUACUCAUCGCGCACGUCCAUUCUGGACGACUUUACCAUCUACGACUCGCGCCAGCGCGCCAUGCAGGAGCGGAAGACCCGCCACCCUUCCCACCCGUUCCCGCACCAGCAGCAAUCGCAGCACCUGCAGCAGCAUCAGCAGCAGCAGCAGCAGCAGCAGCACCAGCAUCCUCAUCAGCAGCAGCUGCAGUCGCAGCAGCAGCAGCUGCAGCACCAGCAUAUGCAGCAGCAGCAGCAUCAGCAGCACCAGCAGCAGCUGCAGCAGCAGAGGCGGAUUGUAGUAGGGCGGAACCCGGGACCAGUGCUUCUGCCUCAGGUAUUUCUCGUGCCCGUCGUUUCUUUACCUUAUCACCCGCACUUGAAGUUCCUUCUCCCUCCUGCCCUACCUCUCCCCUCCCGUUCCCCCUACCAUUCCCCUUCCUCUUCUCCUUCCCCGGCCUUCCGUUUCCCCCCCUUUCCCCCACUACCCUCCCUCCCCGACUCCCCUCCCUCCCCCACUCCCCUCCCUUCCCGACUCCCCUCCCUCCUCCACUCCCCUCCCUCUCCGCUUCCCACCUCUCAUGCCUCUCGAUCCCAUCAACCCUUCCUUUGUUUCUGCUUUCGCUAUUGCUACCCCCAUGCUAUACUGAUUUAGCUACUACCUCACCUUUCCCCACCUUUCCUUCCUCUAUUCCCCUUACUCUUUCCCUCUGUUCCCCUGCUCCGCUCCUCGGCUCGACGCUCGCCCGCUGGACUACCCCUUCCCACCUCUCAUGCCUCUCGGCCCCAUCAACCCUGCCUUUGGCCCUGCCGGCCUGCCUCUUCCCAACAACGUUGCUGCUGGCCCCAGGCUAUCCUGAUGCAGAUACCCACUCACUCUUUUCCUCCUUUCCUCCUCCCAUUCCCGUUCCCCUUUUCCCAUGUUCCCCUCUUCCCUUGCGCCCCUGUACUGCUGUUCCCUCUUUUCCCUCGUUCUCCCAGCCUCGACUCGACGCUCGUCCGCUGGACUACCCCUUCCCGCCGCUUAUGCCUCUAGGCCCCAUCAACCCUGCGUUCGGCCCUGCCGGCCUGCCUCUUCCCGCCAACGCUGCUCCCGGCGCUGCUGCUGCUGCUGCUGCUGCUGGGUUUGGGGGACACGGGAGAAUGAUGUAUUCGCACACAGGUCCUAUUGGUGCUGCUCCUGGUGCUGGGCGAGGGAGAGGGGGGCGUGGGGGAGCGGGAGGGGGAGGAGGAGCAGGAGCGGGAGGGGGGGGAGGAGGGGGAGCAGGGUCGGGGUUAGGAGGAGUGUCUAGUAGUGCGAGUGCGCUUGCCAGUAUGCUGCCUGCUUCCGUCAUGCCUAGCCCUACUCCUGCUGCUGCUGCCGCCGCCGCCGCCGCUGCUUCUGGUGCGAUAGGUGAAGGAGAGAAGUUGGGAGCUGCUACUGCGACGUCUGGUGCUGCUGCUGGUGGUGCUGGUGCUGGCGCUGGUACUGGUUCUAAGAAUGGUGGGGCAGCAGUAGGGGGGAAGGGAGGUGAAGGGAAGAAAGCUGGAGGGAAGGGAGGGGAGACGGCAGCAGCGGUCGUGGAGGGUGUGGCAGUGAUGUCCCUUGGGGAUGGGAAGUGA